Juglans regia (Persian walnut) is the source of this 2288-nucleotide messenger RNA. RefSeq lists its product as uncharacterized. The transcript is spliced from 2 exons. NCBI's taxonomy places the organism in Eukaryota, Viridiplantae, Streptophyta, Magnoliopsida, Fagales, Juglandaceae. The record is from RefSeq and is a predicted model, not a curated record. Bases 459 to 884 code for a protein of 141 amino acids.
GGAAGAGGGAGGAGUGUCGGAAUUAAGUUUUAAAUGCAAGGAAGGGCCCCUCCGAGUCCGACCCCCCCCUCGUUUCAUUUUCUACUGCCCCAUGUCCCUUAGAACAUGGAGGAAAUUAUGGCGGAUUCCCAACCAUAAAAGCUCUCAUACAACCCCCCUCCCAAACACUUCCUAGUUCUUGAAGCAACAAAACCCAUCAUGCCAAAAGUGAGAAGCCACGGCCAAAAAGAAAGUAACAGAAACCCACUUCUAUACUAUCAUUGCAAUCAAAUCCAACAAGAAAAGCAGCCAUGAUUUUUGCACUUCCUUUGCCAAUCACUCUUUUCAAAUCCGUUUACACUUGAAAAAAGCAAGAAAGAAAGAACGAAAGAAAAAAGAAAAAAAAUUUCGGGCCACUCUUCCCAGGUAGUAAGUACUCUACUCUUAACCAACCAAAAAAUUAUAAGAACAAAGAAAUUAUGGAGAUUGAAUCAGCCAAGUGCGAGUGCUGUGGCCUCAAAGAAGAUUGUACCCAAGACUACAUAACCGAAGUCAAGGCCAAAUUUGAUGGCAAAUGGCUUUGUGGGUUGUGCUCAGAAGCUGUAAGAGAUGAAGUUAGCAGAGGAAAAAAGCCAUUCGGAAUGGAAGAAGCUGUGAAGGCUCACAUGUCAUUUUGUGGUAAAUUCAAAUCAAACCCGGCGGUUCGAGUUGCAGAUGGGAUGAGGCAGAUGCUUAGGAGAAGGUCAGGGGAUUCAUCUUCUUCUCCAUCUUCCGGGGAUCAUAUCAUUUCAAAUGGAGGCUGCAUCUCGGUUUCCCUAGUUCUUGAAUUAUAUUGGUAUGUUCUUUUCUCUCCCUUUUUUUCGAAUCUCCCAACUUAUAAUCAUACUGGCAUGGGAAAAAAAUAAAAAAAAUAAAAUCUUUUGCCUUUUCUAUUCCUUGAAAAGAAAACUUUCUUUCAAUUCCCACGAAAAAAAAGAACCUUAUAAGAGCUAGCUCUUUUGUUGGGUUCUUGACUGUCCUUAAAAAGAAAUUUUCCCUGAUCAUCGUUGCAUUUUUUUGAUGACUUGAUGUUUGUAAAGAGAAUCGGGCAGUAGAACUGAAAUUUCCUUAAAAAAUUUAAAGAUCUCAUGAAGUCGAUCUGCAAGUCAAUGAAUAAACAUGAAGUAUAUUAAUGCAUGGGGUUGAAACUCGAAUAUACAAAAUCGAACUCUUCUGGGUUAAUUUCUUGAUGCCUAAGAUAUUUUUCUUCCUACCUGACUCGAUCACUAUCAAGUUGAUUAUACAAUCAUUAACUUUAUUAACAAUUCUCUGUUUUCUAGUAUUAAAAAUGUGGCAGAAAGGGUCAACUUCCCACUCCACUAUAAAGGACAAUUACCUCAACAUUAUGCCCUAUGCUUCAAUUAUUUAGGUUAAAUUAUUAAUUUCCCCAUUCUAGAUGAUUAGUGGUUGACAAGAGAAACAUGUUUAUUUUUGUAAUAAGCUGGGCUUUGCAGUACUGAUCAGAUGUGAAUGGGGUGCAUUUAGUAACUGUAUUAUAGCCGUUGAUCUUUGGAAUAUCAACCAAGUAGUACUUCAUGUUUGAGCUACCCAAUGAUCUCCAUUUCUGUUCCUAAGAUAAGCUUGAAUAUUUCUUUGAUUAAAAGAACUUAUCUGCUUGCAAUAAGACAGCCCAAAGCUGUGUAACUAAUGAGAUUAGAAAAUGGAUUGGCCUUACAAAUAUAGGCAGAGACCCCAACUCAUAAAGUGGAAAACAGAGUUUAAUGUGUAAAUAUGCAUGUUAGAUAGAAUCCUCUUAAAAAAAUCACAUAUGAUCAAUGAUAAUGAUGGGUUUUGGGCAUAUGCAAUAUUCUCUGAAGAAAAUGAGAUUAUUUGUGGAAAGAGCUGCAGUUUUGUGCCACUCAGGGUCCAUGUGAACAGAUGGGGUGCUUAUUCAUGAGUCAACAUCUGCUUAUUUCACAGUACUUUUGUUUUUUUUGCAUGCACUUAUAACCGUCUGAAGGUGUCGUGCCUGAUCAGAAUCAGCAAUGCCUCUUAUGGCAUGGCAUCUGAAAUUGGAUUCCUGAAAACUGUUGUCAGGAGUGUGUAAUAAUAAGGCAUUCAAUUUACAGAGUUCAUGUUGCAAGUCUCAACCAUAAUUCCUAAGAUGCCUGCAGGCUGCAGCCCACAUAGGUAUUGAUCCAUUCAAGCGUGUCUCAGACACAAAAUAGCGAAUUAACCAUGUUUAAUUCUAUGAUUCUUCAAAGUCUCCAAGCAAACUGCAGGUCCCCGCCAUCUUCGAACAAGCAUCCUAAAAUUGGUUUUGACAAAUA